AUGAAGUUAUUUGGGAACAGUGGGGCGUGCAGUGCGUGUGGUCAGUCCAUCCCAGCCAGUGAACUGGUUAUGAGGGCACAGGGAAACGUGUACCAUCUCAAGUGUUUCACAUGUUCUACCUGCCGGAACCGGCUGGUCCCUGGUGACAGGUUUCACUACAUCAACGGCAGCUUGUUCUGCGAACACGACAGACCCACAGCACUCAUCAACGGCCAUUUGAGUUCACUGCAGACUAACCCUCUACUGCCUGACCAGAAAGUGUGUUAGGAUGCCGGUGUUGCUCAAAGCAGGAUGUGUGCCUUCAUUUCAGCCCCUCACUCAUUGUCACCCAAGACCUUUUCGGAUCGGACCCCAUCCCACUCCUUUUCUCAAAGUUCCGCUACUCCGAAACAGAGCACCAAUCUCAGGCUUGAGCUCCACCUUGACCUACAAUAGCCAGAGCCGCCCUUUACUCCAAACUCCUGAAUCAUGGAUGGAAAAUACCCAUGAGGCCCUGGAGGGGGAAUACUGAGGACUCUAUGAACUGACCCAGGCGAGACCUCUGAUCCUGAGGGACUCAAAGACUGAAAGGGAGAGAGACCAGCUGGAGAG
Messenger RNA from Sinocyclocheilus grahami, 591 nucleotides. RefSeq names its product LIM domain transcription factor LMO4.2-like. The record is from RefSeq and is a predicted model, not a curated record. NCBI's taxonomy places the organism in Eukaryota, Metazoa, Chordata, Actinopteri, Cypriniformes, Cyprinidae. Bases 1 to 267 code for a protein of 88 amino acids. The transcript is spliced from 4 exons.